This is a messenger RNA of Limulus polyphemus (Atlantic horseshoe crab), 1081 nucleotides long. Its product is annotated as integumentary mucin C.1-like. The annotation marks the transcript as partial. The transcript has 2 exons. The record is from RefSeq and is a predicted model, not a curated record. Lineage: Eukaryota; Metazoa; Arthropoda; Merostomata; Xiphosura; Limulidae.
UACUAGUCCUGAUGAAACGUUGGCUAGCUCCUGUACUACUACUAGUCCUGAUGAAACGUUGGCUAACUCCUGUACUACUACUAACCCUGAUGAAACGUUGGCUAACUCCUGUACUACUACUAGUCCUGAUGAAACGUUGGCUAACUCCUGUACUACUACUAGUCCUGGUGAAACGUUGGCUAACUCCUGUACUACUACUAGUCCUGGUGAAACGUUGGCUAACUCCUGUACUACUACUAGUCCCUGUGAAACGUUGGCUAACUCCUGUACUACUACUAGCCCUGAUGAAACGUUGGCUAACUCCUGUACUGCUACUAGUCCUGAUGAAACGUUGGCUAACUCCUGUACUAUUACUAGUCUUGAUGAAACGUUGGCUAACUCCUGCACUACUACUACUAGUCCUGAUGAAACGUUGGCUAACUCCUGUACUACUACUAGUCCUGAUGAAACGUUGGAUAACUCCUGUACUACUACUAGUCCUGAUGAAACGUUGGCUAACUCCUGUACCACUACUAGUCCUGAUGAAACGUUGGCUAACUCCUGUACUACUACUAGUCCUGAUGAAACGUUGGCUAACUCCUGUACUACUACUAUUACUAUUCCUGGUGAAACAUUGGCUAACUCAUGUACUAUUACUAGUCCUUGUGAAACGUUGGCUAACUCUUUUACUGCUACUAGUCCUGAUGAAACGUUGGCUAACUCUUGUACUAUUACUAGUCUUGGUGAAACGUUGGCUAACUCCUGUACUAGUACUAACCCUGAUGAAACGUUGGCUGACUCCUGCACUACUACUUACUCUGAUGAAACGUUGGCUAACUCCUGUACUACUACUAGUCCUGAUGAAACGUUGGCUGACUCCUGUACUAGUACUAACCCUGAUGAAACGUUGGCUGACUCCUGCACUACUACUUACUCUGAUGAAACGUUGGCUAACUCCUGUACUACUACUAGUCCUGAUGAAACGGCCAAUGCACGGUACUUAGUCAACGAUGAGGCAAGCUUCACAACAUACGCGCGUAUGAUAAUUCUUGGCCCUGUGCCAACCUGUAGACUUGCCACAUACUGUGUAGAUAUCAAAGUG